Molecule: messenger RNA, 880 nt
Organism: Durusdinium trenchii
Lineage: Eukaryota; Dinophyceae; Suessiales; Symbiodiniaceae
Source: the annotation of a GenBank genome assembly
CCGGGAGCCUUCCGAUUCACUGAACGUCAAAGCAAGUCCUCGUUCAGUACUCCUGCCAUGGCGGACGUGGCCAUGGAAGAAGUGGCCACGGAGCCGGAGGCUGUGGCCAACAGCAGCACCUGUGGAUUGAACGUCGAGCAAGACGCACAGAUCUCGAAGCCCUCGGUGGAUUCUGACCAGGUGGAGAACACUCCGGAGGUCGAAGUGGAGGCCGAGGAUGCACUCCAGCUGCCGGCACCCACCACCACGCCCUUGAGACGGUCACGCAGGCCUUCGAAAAAGAUGGCCUUUGUAUUGAUCAGCGUGGUCUUGGCAGCCAUUGCUCUGGAGCUGUUCAUCAUGACUAUGCCUUCUGUGCCGUGGCUCUUGGACAAGAUCUAUUUCGCCAUCGCUUUGGUCUUCCAGCUGCUCAUGGUGAUCGCUUCCUGUCCACUGCCGCAACGCUUCAGCGGCGAAGGCAGCUGGGCCGUGCGCUUCCGCAGCAAGUUGCUGGACGUGGCGCACUGGGCCUUCGUGGUCAUGUCUUUUGGUGGUGCCAUUCUGCUGCGGGCUCCGGAAUCCUUAGCCUUCACAGCAGGCAUCGCCGCAGUGUCCCUUGGCUUCCGACUGUCGAUGAGGAAUCGUUGCAUUAUCACCUCAGUGGCGCGCACCAGCUCGUUGCCUCGGAUCUCCGGGCGCAGCGUGACGAACUUCUUCCUGGCGCUGCUCGUGGUCUCGGUGCUUCGGCUUCUCUUACAGCUGGCUUUUGGGCGCGGCUGGCCCUGGGAUCAACUCAUCAAGCUGAUUUCUCACAAGCAAUGAGGCUGAGGAGUAGACACGGAGUUCUCUCCAAUAUGGGAGACGUGGACAGCGACCUGCGCAAGGUCAUUGAACGUUUCAC